AUGGAGAGUACAUACCGAGCAUGGGCGCCUGACAGCGCUCCGGCCUACAACAACCCAGACCGUCUCUACUAUCCUCGACAGCCCAAGUCUCUCGCCGGGAUCGCCGUCCGCUCCUUUUGCCUCGGAAUAGCCCUCACGAUUGGCAUCUCGAGCACGCUCUACAUCCUCCUCUUCACCUCCUCCCCACUCUGGCGCCUGCCCUUUUUUCUCGCUUCCCUCUCCACCUUUCACUUUCUCGAAUUCUGGACCACGGCCGCGUACAACACCCGAGCAGCCGAGGUUUCGUCCUUUCUCCUCACGGCCAACUGGCCCGGCUACGCCAUCGCCCACUCCUUUGCCACGCUCGAAUGCCUCGUCACCAAUGUGUUUUUUCCAAACGCACAGUGGGCGCCGUUUCACAUUGGGAUACUUGUUUGUGUGGUUGGCUUUGCCUUGACAGUGAUUGGACAGACGGUCCGCACGGUGGCCAUGUGCCAGGCUGGACCUAGUUUCAACCACUUGAUUCAGCACCAGCGGAACGCGGGCCAUGUGCUGGUGACGAGCGGGAUAUACGCGGCGUUCAGACACCCGAGCUACUUUGGGUUCUUUUGGUGGGCGCUGGGGACGCAGCUGACGAUGGGGAACGUGGUAAGCUUUGUUGGGUAUGCGGCAGUGCUGUGGAAGUUUUUUAGCGGGAGGAUCAAGGUGGAGGAGGAGGCGCUGGUGAGGUUUUUUGGGGAGGAGUAUGUUGAUUAUAGGAGGAGGGUGGGGACCAAGAUUCCUUUUGUUCCUUGA
Molecule: messenger RNA, 774 nt
Organism: Podospora bellae-mahoneyi
Lineage: Eukaryota; Fungi; Ascomycota; Sordariomycetes; Sordariales; Podosporaceae
Gene: STE14
Product: farnesyl cysteine-carboxyl methyltransferase
Exons: 2
Coding region: 1-774 (257 amino acids)
Biological process (GO): C-terminal protein methylation
Cellular component (GO): membrane; endoplasmic reticulum
Molecular function (GO): protein C-terminal S-isoprenylcysteine carboxyl O-methyltransferase activity
Source: RefSeq, a predicted model, not a curated record